AUGUCAUACACAUUGUUUGUCAACAUCGCCUUGUAUACGAGGAAUUUAUCCGCACGCCUAACAGAAUUCAAUGCCAUACAGCAGAGUCUAGGGCGUGCAUGGACAAAGGCUAAAAACUGCUCAAGACUGCUUUGCUCUACCCAUACUCCAGAUAAGGUUCCUGGCCAUUCUCUCUCUCUCUCUCUCUCUCUCUCUCUCUCUCUCUCUCUCUCUAUCUAUCUAUCUAUCUAUCUAUCUAUCUCAAGAGAAGAGAGAGUACAAUUGCCUGGACGCUCCCUUGAGGUUUUUUAUCUCUCACCCGAACUCUUCCUCACUAUACAUCUUUUCUCUCUCUCUCUCUCUCUCUCUCUCUCUCUCUCUCUCUUUCUCCAUCCUCCCUAUCCUCACUUCACUCAUGACUACUCAUUUUCAUUAUCUAUCUAUCUAUCUAUCUAUCUAUCUAUCUAUCUAUCUAUCUAUAACUUGUUAUCUAUUGAUAAAUUGUUAUCUAUCAGUUCAUAUUUACCCCUGCUAUUUCAUUAUCUAUCUAUCUAUCUAUCUAUCUAUCAGUAUGGAUGUCUGUCUAUACAUUUUCAUUUUCUAUCUGUCUAUCAAUCUAUCUCAGUUCAUAUUUAUCUACCUAUUCCUUUUCUAUCUAUCUAUCUAUCUAUCUAUCUAUCUAUCUAUCUAUAUAUAUAUAUAUAUAUAUAUAUAUAUAUAUAUAUCGAUGUCUAUGACUUUUCAUUAUCUAUCUAUCUGUUUAUCUAUCUAUCUAUCUAUCUAUCGAUAACUUUUUCUCUAUCUAUCUAUCUAUCUAUCUAUCUAUCUAUCUAUCUAUCUAACCUUAACCUUUUCAAAAAGAAUCCAACUACCCGUGAAAAUUUCACGGCUUUACCGUUUUCAUUUCUUUCUUUGUUUCUUUGUUUCUUUUCUUUCUUUCUUUCUUUCUUUCUUUCUUUCUUUCUUUCUUUCUUUCUUUCUUUCUUUCUUUCUCCAUUUUAUUCUUUCAUAUUUCUUAUUACCCAUACUUUAUCUCUUACAUGGUUUUCCUCAACUCUCCAGUUAAUUAAUAAAUAUUCUUUCUUUCUUUCUUUCUUUCUUUCUUUCUUUCUUUCUUCCAUCCUUUCUUUCUUUCUCAUCAUAUUUCUAAUCUUUCAUUCUUUCUUUCUUUUUCUUUCUUUCUUGAAUUCUCUUUUCUUUCUUUCUUAUUGA
Molecule: messenger RNA, 1191 nt
Organism: Acanthosepion pharaonis
Lineage: Eukaryota; Metazoa; Mollusca; Cephalopoda; Sepiida; Sepiidae
Source: the annotation of a GenBank genome assembly